Molecule: messenger RNA, 1035 nt
Organism: Centruroides sculpturatus (bark scorpion)
Lineage: Eukaryota; Metazoa; Arthropoda; Arachnida; Scorpiones; Buthidae
Exons: 1
Coding region: 1-1035 (344 amino acids)
Source: RefSeq, a predicted model, not a curated record
AUGGGUAGCCCCAUCGCAGGGGACCUAUGCGAAAUAGUGGUCAGACAAUUAGAAGAUAUAGUCAUCCCUCAAUACUCACCUAACAUCUUACUAUAUAAACGAUACGUGGAUGAUAUUCUCAUCUUAUGGAGGAUUGAGCUGGAUGUUUCAGGGUUCGUUGAUUCGUUCAAUGAUAAUCCAUACGGCCUGACCUUAGAGAUCGAUCAAGCUCACGCUUCUGAAGCCCAUUUUCUCGACAUCAACAUCAAGUUCGAGCAAACAACUACCCGUACAGAAGUGUACCGGAAACCAGGGGCUGAGCAUCUAUACAUUCCAAUAGGAUCGUGCGAUCCACCGAACUAUAAAAUGGCAGCCUUCAACGCCUUAAUUAGGAGAGCAUACUCGCAUUCAUCGGAUCGGAUAUCCCUACAUGCCGAACUAAGACAUAUUGAACAAAUAGCCAACGAACAUGGUUAUUCCAAGAUCGUACGUAAAUUGAUCCGCAAAUGGCGCUGCCGAGAAGUAGCCCUUAACCAAGCACCCAAGGAAGUUCCAUCUAACAUCAUCCCGGUUACAUACAAUCCGUACCUGAAAUCAAUUUACAACACAAUAGCAAAGAAAAAGAAUAUUCGCAUCGCGUAUAGAAGAUGCGCCACAAUUUUUGACAUUUUACGGAACGGGAAAGAUACCCCAAACAGAGAACGACGCCCAGGGGUAUAUACCAUCCCAAUGAUUGAUCAUAGAUGGAACAGAAGCCUGAUAUACGUAGGAUCCACUAAGCGCUCCUUAGAGGUGAGAAUUAAAGAACACAUGGCGGAUAUUCUACAUGCAAGGCAAAACACCGCUCUUGCCGUCUAUGCCUCGGAUACGGAAAUAGAACCGUUAUUCAGCCAGGCCAAGGUAAUCCGCACUACAAAGUACACACACCACCUUAGAUGGCUAGAGGCCCUGUACAUAUGUAUGGCUACGCUUAAAGACGACAAUUGCAUUAACAACAAAGACGAGAUCAUCCUGUCAACUGCAUGGCAGGUGCUCGUAGACAAAAAGUUACGUUAA